GUGUGCGUGCGUGUGAGUGAGUGAGUGAGUGUAUAUACAUAUAUAUUUACCAUGAGAACAGUUUAAUGAAUACUAUUUAGUAAGAAACAAAAUAACAAACAAUUUGUUUAUUUAUUCAUGUAAUUAUUAUAAAUAAAAGUUAAUAAAUGCAAACAGCUAAUUACUUAACAGAUAUUUCAUGUAAUCUAUCAGAAAUAGACUGUAAUCUAUCUACGACAUCAUCUUCAACAACAACAGACAAAUUGAAUUCAUCAUCAUCUUCAUCAUCAUUUUUAAUUACAGAUAUUUUAGCUUCUAAUAAUGAAAUUGUACAUUUAACAAAUGAUAAUCAGUCUACUGAUGAAAUGAUUUCAGUACAAAACCAAAAUCGACAACAGUAUGACAAUGAAAAUGUUAAACGGUUUCAAUAUGAUAAUGAUAUAUCAAUGAAAUUAUUUACCGAUUAUCAUGACGAUAAUAAUAAUAAUAAUAAUCUUCAUACUAAUAUUGACAAUAUUCAUGUAUGGCAAUUAUUAUUUGAAUCAUUAUUGACUAAUUCAUCAUUAAAUAUAGAACAAUUAGAAUCUUUAUUAUCAUUAACACGAAUGUCACAAAAUGAAUUUUCUAAUCUAUUUAAAGAGAAAAUACAAACAAGUCAUCUACAUCAAGAAACAUUUCAAUAUUUACCAUUUGAAUUAUCACAACAAUAUCAACAAUUAAAUGAAAGUAUUAGAUCUAAAUCCCCUAUUAAUCUAAAUGAUAUUCAUUCAUUGAAACAAUUAUCUCAGGAAAUUUGGCGAUCAUUUCAAGAAACAUCAAUAAAUAAUAAUAAUAAUGAUGAUCUUAAGGAAAUAGAAAAUCAUUCUAUAACAAAUUAUAAUGAACAACAAUUAAAUCAUCAAAAUAAAUUCAAAUUAUUCUUGACAAAAUCAUAUGAACAAUAUUGCCGCCAGACAAUGAAUCAUUUAAAACAAACUGAAAAUUCAAUUAUCAAUACUGAUAAUAAAAAUAAUAAUGAUAAUAGCACCGAUGAUAUUCACUUUAAAAAUAAAACUAAAAAAAGAGAAGAAAAGCAAGAAAAUAAUUGUAGUCAAGAGGGAGAUUUAAACAUAUCAAAUUUAGAUAAUGUUCAUUUAAAACAUUUGACAAAAAUUGACAAAAUAAAAACUUAUCAAAUAUGGUUUAAUUCAAUAAAUUGUUUAAAUAUACGACAAAAAUUAUAUAAUUUAUAUAAAACUAAUUAUUUAAUGAAAAAUUAUUGUCAAGAUGUGGAAAAUUUUAAAAUGAAUGAAAAUUAUUCAUUGAAAAGUACCAAUAUUGUAAAUAAUACUAAUAAUAAUACUAAUACUACUAAUAGUAGUAAUGAUAGUAGUAAUAAUAGUAAUGCUAGUAUGAUUAAUAAUAAUGAUAAUGAUAAUAAUAAUAAUAGUGAUAUUAUUGAUUCAAGUAAUAUUAAUAAUUUAUCGAUACCUUCAAAUUCUGCAUUAGAUGCUUUAAUUCACAUGACCACAUCUACAAUGCAACAAUUAAAACAUGAUGGUGAUUUCUCAGAUGAAUUACAUGAAUCAUCUACAAUUCAAUUUUAUAAUAAAGUUUCACAAACACGUAAACGUCGUAAAACACGUACAACAUUUUCUAAUUGUCAAUUAAAUGAAUUAGAAAAUAAUUUCAAUCGUCAACGUUAUUUAACACCAACUGAUCGUGAUCGAAUUGCUAAACAUUUAGGAUUAACUAAUACACAGGUUAUUACAUGGUUUCAAAAUCGUCGAGCUAAAUUAAAAAGAGAAGCCGAAGAACUUGAACGUGAUGUAAUGGCAUUGAGAAAACAAAAACAACAAAAAUUUACUUGUCUUUCAUUAUCUGAUCAUAAUCAUAAUGAAACAGUGAUCAAUAAUGAAGAUGAACAAGGAGAUAACGACGACGACGACGACGACAACGACGAUGAUGAUGAUGAAGAAGAUGAACAAGAACAAGAAAAAGAAGAAAAACAAAAAAGAAAAGAAGAAACUUCACAUAAAAUUCAAUAUAUACCACAAUCUCCUCCAAUCUCUUCAUUAAAACAUCUCACAUCAUCAACAUUGAAUACACAUGAAACAUUGAAUAUGAAUAUGUUCGUUUCUCCAUUCAAUGAAUUUACUAAUGAAUCAUUAAUAAGUGAUAAACUAUUAAAUGAGAAAUGUUUAAAAAGGAAUAAAGAUUUAAGUGAACAACAAUUUCACUUAUUAAAUCAUCAUAUAAACAAUUACUGUAAUAAUAAUAGUAAUAAUAAUAAUAGGAAGAACAAUAUUGAUGGAAUCAAUAAGGGUAGAUCUUUCAAAAAAUGUAAUAAAAUUUGGUGCCCUGCCUUAGAAUUAGAACAAGAGAUUAGUUAA
Schistosoma spindalis is the source of this 2351-nucleotide messenger RNA. The record is from the annotation of a GenBank genome assembly. NCBI's taxonomy places the organism in Eukaryota, Metazoa, Platyhelminthes, Trematoda, Strigeidida, Schistosomatidae.